Messenger RNA from Linum trigynum, 4520 nucleotides. The record is from the annotation of a GenBank genome assembly. Lineage: Eukaryota; Viridiplantae; Streptophyta; Magnoliopsida; Malpighiales; Linaceae.
ACUCUCUUUCAUUUACUAGAUUUUAUGUCACAACAUAUUUCCUCAUUAGAUUGUAACGAAACAUGUAAUUAAUCGAUAGAUAUAAAAAAAAAACAUUAUGAAUAUAUUAUUCAUACAUGUGGAUGUCCAACUACUCGCUACCCAUGUUGUCUUGAUAAUAAUAAAUAGGACUCACUUCCAUUUCUUCUAUUCCUAACAAAUAUACAAUCCAAGUUAUUUUCAUGUAACUAAAAAAGUUGUCUUCUCCACAUUUUCCCUUUUGUGUUCAUUUCUCUCGGAUAAACAACUCAACAAAUAUCUGAAGGCGAUGGUGGAUCACUCUAUCCAACCAAUGAAUUGAACACCAUAAGACUCCCUAUCCAAAACCCCAAACUCUUCCCCACCUCAUCACUAUCUAGAUAUCACUCCCACUCCCAACCCAACCCAACGAGUGGUUUCUCUACCUCCAAACCUUUGGACACCAUUUAAUUAGUCAAUCAUAAUAAAACACGAUCAAUCUUCCCCCCUCAGGGCUCAUUCUGCUUCACCUGUUAUUCAAGCCUUUUAUUUUUAUUAUCCAAAGGGGAACAAAAAGCAGAGGAGGAGGCGCCAUGGCUUCAACUUGCUCCACCACUUUGUCGAUCUCAUCCUCUUCCUCCAGCCUUGUGGAUGCAGCCAAGGGUCCUCGCCAGCCUGCAGCGUCUUCUGCUACUCAAUGCGUCACUCUCCCCACACUUCCCCCUCUCGCAGCAGCCCGCCCUUCUUCCAAGGCCGCAACUUACUGUCGGAAGAUUGCUCGCAAUGUCAUGGCCAUGGCGACGGCAGGGGAUCCUGCUGCUCCUGCUGAGGUUGACACAACUGAGCUGCCUGAAAUUGUGAAGACUGUUCAAGAAGCAUGGGAUAAAGUGGAAGACAAGUAUGCAGUGUCUUCUCUAGCUGCGGCUGGUGUACUUGCAAUCUGGAGUUCUUCUGGGAUGAUCUCGGCUAUCGACAGGCUUCCUUUAGUUCCUGGUGUUCUUGAGAUUGUGGGCAUUGGUUACACUGGAUGGUUUGCAUACAAGAACCUCUUCUUCAAACCUGACAGGGAGGCUUUGAUACAGAAAGUGAAAGACACUUACAAGGACAUAAUUGGCAGCAGCUGAAAGGGAGUAGAAGAGCUGUGGCUGCCGUGCCAUUGAUAAUAAAAUCAGUAUAACUCUCUUUCUUUGGAGAGAAAUGCAAAUGAUUCUGUGAGCAGCCAUGCGCCUGUCUCUCUGCUUUGUUUCCCCUUUCAUCCUCUCUCUUUGCGGAAACUCCUAACCACUGUAAUCUAUAUAUAGUUCAAACUUAUGAGAGAUGUUACUGGAAUUGAAUGCUUGUUGUGAUAAAGCAAGAGUUAGCCUUCUCUUAGAUGCACUUCAAUACAGCAGAAUUAGCCAUCUUCAGGACUUUAUGCUGCAUCCUCUCCCUACCACCUAGGAUUUGAGCCAAUGACAGUCCAAUAAGUUGAGAUUUGACCUUUCCUGGUGUGAAAAUCUAGAGCAUCAUUGGAAGAACGUGUUCCACCAGUCCAUCACAAUUACCUUCCCAGCACUGCAUUGUAGGAGAUUGAUAACACCUAAUUUAUACAUAUUUCAUACCCGAUUUUUAGGUGCUUUUAGUAAAGUUUGUCAUAAUUGUGUCAAGAUUUGAUCCAUAAUGAGCUAGGUGUAGUUAUAUGUUAGAUUUUCUGGUCUUAGAACGAUUUGGGACAAAGUGAGCGGAUUUGGAACUUGGGGAGCCAAAUGUAGUCAUAAGGAGGAAGCCAACCAAAGUUCACGUCCAUGAGCUGAACUUGGAAAUUUCGUAUAAACUUAUGAACUUUUUAUAAAAUUGUUCAGGUCGCAAUAAUGGAAUACGAAGUGAGAUGGUCCAGUGGCUGGGAACUUGCUUUUACAUUCAUAAGGUUAGGAGUUCGAGUUCGAAACCCAUUGAAUGCACAUAUAGUCUCAAUAAUUGAUACAUAUUUCUUAAAUAAAAAUUUUAUAUGAAUUAAAAUUGAUGCUAUGAAAAUAUUACAAAAUAUAAUUUUUUUCUUUUUUCUUAAUUUUAUUGUCUUUUCGCAGUAACAAAUAAACCCCUUCGGAACAUUACAUUAUGUCUUCGUUCCUGACUCAAAGAUGAAAUUUCAUUUUCUGCACUUACAAUUACAAUUGGUAAAUCAAUAAUAAUUGUAGAAUCAUAUAAACUAAUGGAUUCAUAAAUAAAAAUUAUGUGUAUGAUAUAUUCACUUUUGUGAGUUUGUCUACACGAAAUAAGUUGUAAAUAUUUUGAUUAACUCUAAUCAUCUAAAAAUGCCAGUUAUAAUAAUAACAAAAACUGUUUUUGUUAAUUUUAUCCGUUUUUCGAAGUAGUAGAAUAAAAAAAAUCCGGCCCCCCAAAUGUCAAAUCCAAGCUCCGCCCCAGUGAUUACGCAUUUACAAAAUACUGUCUCAAUUUAUUCUAUUUCAUCAGAUCAACCUUUAUAGAACUAAGUUAACUUAAUGAAUAUUUGUCUCUUAGAUAAUAAAAAUAUCGAACAUCUUUAUUUAAACUCUGUUUAAAAAGAUUUGAACUGUAUUUUAGUAAUCAUGAUUUCAAGAGAUCAAUUUGCAUCCAAUUAUGUUAAAAACAUGUUUUCCGACCGGUAAACAAAAUGCAACUGUAGUGUUUUUAUUAGAACCAUGCAUAUGUGUACUUGUGUAGUACAUGGUGAUGACAUUGUUAGUAACCAAUUAAAUUUAAGUUCUUUCCUUCGCGUCCCUUUCUAUCUCAAAAUCAUAGUGAUUUUAAGUAAUGGAGGGGACACGAAGUCACGAACUAGAAGAACUUUGGUGGUAAGAACGUGAUUCACGCAAGGGCACUGCUCUGCCGACGUCAAAUUGUGGGAGAGAAGGAACGGUUGUUCGAUUGUGGUAAAUGGUUUUUUUUUUUUUUUUGCAUUUGUACGUAGUCAUUAUGUUUUAAAGUUGCAAGAAUACAACUUAUAGUAAUUAUUUUUACAGUUAUAGAUUUUCAAUUUCAAUACAUAUUACUGCAACUCAUUAUUAUCUCUUCGCUAUUCAAUAUUUUCGCAAAUUGCAGAACGUCAAUUUGGCUGCUUCAGAUUGAGGACUUCCAUUAAUCACAAUGAACAUGCUUAUAACUUAAAGCUAUUUCCAAGGAUGUAGGCAAAUGUUAGGGUGCUAACAAUCGUAUGCCGCUAAUACUAGAUUCAGCCAAUAUAAUGACUAUUUUUAUAUAAGAUAUUUAUUUAUAUUAAAAAAGAUAUUUUGAUAUAUCUCAGACAAUUUUGUUUGGGUGCAUCGUAAUAAUUUUUUGAAGAAGUCAUGCAUCUUAAUACUACCCUCAUCUACAUUAUUAAAAAAAAAAAAAUACUACCUCAUCUACCUUUAAAAUAUACCCCCUUCAUCUAAGCACGUUUAAGGUUUAACUUCAUAUAUUAUGAGUUGCAUUCAUGUAAGUAAAUAAAUUAAAAUAGAAAUACUUUUUAGAUAAAAAGAAUAACAACAUAUAUAAUUAAGUCUAUAAUUCCUAGUUAUGCAUAAGUGGCCAAUUAAAUCUUGACCCUUUGGUGCUAAGUGGUGUUAGAUUUAAGAGGUGAGAUAAAAAUGUUUUUCAAGUUUCCUAUUUAUUUUAUUAGCGGCUUGUAUCUUUUUUGUUGUAACCAGAAUUUUAAAUUUUGUAUACAUACGGGACAAACUCAUUGUGAUCUACGUAAUGAUAUUCAUUUUUUUAUAUAUAUUUUGUAUGUAUAUUUUUUUAUCACCCAUUACCACUCGUUACCAUCAUGAUUUUUAACCAACUUUUAACAAAUUUUACUACAUAAUGAACGAGUUCAUUGUGAUUUAUUAUGAUAUACAAAAUUCAUGGGAAACAAAAAUUUCAUGACCAAAUAUACCACCCUGUACUAUUAUGGUAUAAGUUAGUAACUGGUGGCGAAUGGAGUAUAAAGGUCACAACUGGUGGUUAAUAUAUUCCUACUAUCACAUAUACAACCAUUUUACACUAUGCUGUAUUUUAUUACCACCUUGUUACACUUUCAUAACAUCAUGAUAAUAUCUUAUAUACUAUCUAGUAUUACCAUUAUUGUAUAGACUAUUAAUAAAUGUCUAAAUUUUAAUUUCUGAAAUAUAUCAAACUGGAUAUAAUUUUGAAGAACACGAUUAAUCUAAUUUUUUUUGUGAAUGUUUUUUUUUAAUUUCGACUUAAGACAAAUAAAAGUUCGUUGAAUUAAAAUAUGUUAUUAUUAUUAUUAUCCACCGGUCACCGAAAUAAUUAAGUUAUUGAAAUAUCGGCUCUCUAUACAAUUACAAACAAAAUUAUAUUGAUAAUGAUGGGUGUUAAAAUAUGAAGAUCAACCAUUACCGGAACUUAAAAGAUUGAAAAAGAUUGCGGGACUAAGAGACCUAAUUCCGUGUGACAACAAAACAAAGGCUGUGUUACGUGUUGCGCUUCACUCGGCUGAGACGGGACGGGAUGCAGAUAAAUAAAGUACGUGAAGGCAAAUAAUUACGAUUUUAUAAUUAAUAUCCUUUUUGUCG